Messenger RNA from Annulohypoxylon maeteangense, 4877 nucleotides. RefSeq names its product Trs120-domain-containing protein. The transcript is spliced from 2 exons. The record is from RefSeq and is a predicted model, not a curated record. Gene Ontology annotation, cellular component: trans-Golgi network. NCBI's taxonomy places the organism in Eukaryota, Fungi, Ascomycota, Sordariomycetes, Xylariales, Hypoxylaceae. Bases 332 to 4708 code for a protein of 1458 amino acids.
CAAUUAUCUAGAACGGCGCACGAGGCUCAGGAGCUUGAUCUUGGGCUUCGUUCGCAUCAUAAUUCCAUGAUUUCUCUUAUGAAGAGCAUUACAUUUGAACAUAUUUUUUACGAUCCCGCACACGAAUAUUUGCGUCUGUGGGCCAAUCACAUACCGAGAUUAAACUAACACCCCCCAAUCUUAAUACUGAAACGAAGUUUGCGACGUACCUAAGCUCGACCCAGAAUCGAACGAACAUUGAGCCGCGCGACUUCGAAAUACCUACCUCCCCGUUUCCCGUAGGCAUGCGGCUAUUCUGCCAUGUCGAUAUAAAAUCAAGGCAGAUGUUAGGAUGAGCCUGGACUCUAUGUUACCCGUCGCCCCGGCGAGGGUGCGGGCAUUAGUCUUACCUGUUGGUCAGAUCACGCGAGACAGGUUCUCUUCUUUCGUCCAGAGACUAAACGAGGAACAUGUCGUCUACCUUCGCGACAUCACUCCCGAUGGGCGACCUAAUCGGAACAUGUUCUCUCCUCUUGCUUUUCCGAAUGGUGCUAUGUUCUACGAUCUAAUCACUUAUGUGCCGCCCCCCUCACAUCUCGCUUUAACCCCCUUCGAGCUGUUCCGCGAACCUCUUGCUCUUAUUGCUAUCGCCGACGGGAAGGAGCUCGAAAAUGUGGCAUUUAGCAAGAGACAGUCUGCCAACGGCUAUGCGCCAACUAUGGCAGAGAGAAAUAUAAGGACUCUAUAUCAAGAGCUCGAGAAUCUGAGAGACGCAUAUCCAAAAAUACUUGCCCAUGAGGUGUUAAUAUUCGACUAUGCGCCACAUAUCGACAAUACAAUUCCCAUGCCCGAAGGCAUUAAAACGAUACCGUCGGUGGAAAAAUCGAAGAGAACUACUAUUAAAACAAUAAUGUGUGAUAUAUCUUCUUUAUUGCUAGCGGAAAUGACAACCCUUGCCAAGUCUCUUGAGGGGAAGACAACUAUUGAUUCCCCAGGACAGGCUCCUGCGAGGUCGGGGCUCAAUGGGAACUCUAGCUGGACUUCGGAUGAUGCAAACCCGGCAGCGCGACGAAACUCGCAGCACGCCAUUCCAUCUAUCACGAGAUCGGCAUCUAGCAGUAGUGCCGCGGAUAGGAAUCAGGCCCGUAUGUCAAUGCCCGUCCCUUUCAAAUCACUCCCUUUCGGAUCUAAUAGCUCGACCCCCUCGGCACGACCCACGACUCCUGUACACCGUAGCGGCCUAUCUAACCCUCCAACUACAUUUGACGAUAUUGCUAGUGCGAACGGAAGCAGCUCUGAUGUGACAAGUCCUGACCCGAAAUCUCGACCAGAUUCAGCCGGAGGAAUGAAACCGACUAAUCAGGACAAGGUCUCGGUACAAGGCUUUGGUCCCGGUGGCUUAAACGAGAGAUUCAGAAAUAAGGGCCGGGGACGAGCGACGAUCCUAGUCGGUUCCUUAUACCUUCAGGCUGGUCGAUGGACUGAUGCGUUAAAAGAGCUGGUGGAUGGCGCGACCGUCGCAAAGUCGAUCAACGACCACUUAUGGCACGGUAAAGCACUCGAGCUAAUCACAAUUUGUCUGCUCCUACUCGGCUGGAUCGGAGUUCAGUUUCAAGUUCCUUCGAUAUGUCUACCAACCAAUGACAAGUCUAUUAGUAGCAUAUCCAAGGGGCCGGAUUCCGAGGAGGGAGAUCCCAACCAACCGAAGCAUUUGUGGAAUCUUCAGACUAUUUUACCGGAACUUCUGGAGAGAAUAGUAGGACUAUAUUCUAGAAUAUCCGGUGAACAACUUCCCCCCCUGCCGCUAUCAGAGUCCAUUAUCCGAUUCUGUACUUUGCUCACAGGCAUUCAUAUAUGUGAUGGCAAGCUCGAUAAAGAGUUCUUAGACGGAAUUGUUCUUGGCAAGCUGCCUACGAAACCCCUUAAUACGUCUCCACGCCUAACCAUUAACCCUUCUCGUGCUCAAAUCACGACUCUAUUAUUCAAAGCUUUCCCAUCCUCUACGUCCGAAUUGCUCGCCACUGUAGAUCGUGCAAUUAUUCUAAGCGGGAUUGCGUCUGUACUUGGCUCACUAGGAUUUCACAGGAAAAAGGCUAUGGUUGUGCGGGAAUUGGUGUCGGUAUUAAUCGGAGGACUAGUCGAGGCAAGGACGCGAGGCGCUGCUGAAGUCGGUAUUCACCCGGCUGCUGGUCUGGUAGCUCUCAACGCCAUCAACGGCCAUGGCAAUGGAGCAUUGGCGCUCGAGCUUGGUGAAGGGGAUAUAGAACAUGGCAUUGACGCGUUCCUCGGGUUACUUUGCAAAACCUAUGGAGUGGUUGACUUUGACGAUGCCACUCGUGGGCCUUCUGAUGAAUCACGUCGGAUAAAUGACACGGAUGAGAAGGUCAUCUCAAGAAUUCGAAGUCAAGCCCUAACCCGACAAUUCGGUAUGAACAAUGUCAAACUCAAUAUUCUUCGCGCUUGUAUCAACUUUUCCGAGGCAUUACCGGACUUCAACGGAGUGCUGAAAUUCUCUAGCGAUUUAUUGCGCACUGCUGGAAGCGGAGUUGCGCCAGGGCCACGUCGAGAAGAUGCAGCUCCUAUAAUCACGAGAGAGGAGCAGAUCAGGUUAGCAACUAACAUUACGAAGACGUCUGGCCUUUCUCAAAGAUUAGGUCUGGGGCAUUUGUCUGCGGAAUACUGGGACGAAUUUCUCGUUCGGGGGAUCACGAUGGACCCUUUACCACCUACCAAAACACCCACAUCACAUCCCAAGACCGUUUUACCGGGCGUAACAACUGCGCGCACUUCCCAGGAUGUAAAUCCUUUCAUCUAUAACCCAUUCAUACGGGCUUCCGAUAAAGCGGCGGUAGAGAUGACACUUGUUGCAGGGGAAACAGCAACGUUCAGAAUCACGCUCCAAAACCCCUAUGAAAUCGACGUAGAUAUUGAGAGCAUCAAAUUAGACACGGAAGGGACGGGUUUCGAAUCCUCAAUAACGAGCACAAUAAUAGGGCCGUAUCGCACACAGAUCCUGAAGCUUACUGGGACACCCACAGCUGCAGGCCACUUGAAGAUUACCGGAGCCAUAGUGAAAGUACGCGGGUGUCGUGAAAGGAGAUUUCCAAUCUUCCCUCAAGCAUGGGCUGCGGAUACGGAAACUAAAAUUAAAGGAAUCGGACUGGUGGCGCUGGAAAAAAAUAAGCAAUUGCCUUUCCCCGGACCUUCGUUGAAGCCGGAUAGCAUUGGGCUGAGCGUUAUUUCCGCCCAGCCUGUUGUUGUGAUUAAGUCCACUACCCUCUUCCAAUCCUCAGUCAUGAUUUUAGAAGGAGAACGACAAGUGUUCUCUGUGACACUUCAAAAUCUCUCAUCAACCACACCAGCAGAUUUAUUGCUUUUUUCAUUCCAGGACUCGACACAAGGCCCUUUACAAACAGCCUUAACAAGCAGAGACGCUACGCCCGCGGAGCUGUACGAAUACGAACUUAUUCUAGCAAGGAAGCAAGCCUUUCGAUUGCGCAAGAUUGAUGAUUCGAAGAGAUACAUAGCUCCGGGAGGCACGGCUACUUUUGAUUUUGAGAUUCUUGGCAAGCCUGGUCUCACUAAUGGGACAAUUCAAGUCGACUACGCACAUCUUGGUGUACCCCAGACCGAAAUUAGCAACCAAUUUCAUACUCGCCAGGUGUGUCUCGACUUGACCAUUACAGUCAACGCUAGUGUAGAACUUGCGAGAAUGGAUGUUCUACCUAUCAAAGGCGAGGUGCCUAAGCCCAUAUGGACUCGCCUAGGCGCCGAGGAGCCAGAGACAGAAUCUGAAUUCUCUGAUGAAGAGCACUGUCUGCUAUUGAUAGACCUCCGAAACGCGUGGCCAAGCGACAUGCAAGUCUGUCUUAAAGCAGGCAAUGGCAUCGUGAUCCAGGAGCAUAUCCUACCUGGGAAUACAAACCGCGUCGUCGUCCCAGUCCCAAGAGUGUACAUAGACGACCCGCACGCGUCGAUACCGGCGCUCAACCCGUCCCGACAGCGCCAAUUCGUCGUCAGCAGCAGCAAAAUCACCCCGGACAUCGAGCGCGGCAACCGUGAGGCGUUCUGGUACCGAGAGAAGAUCUUGGAAAAGCUCUCGGGAUCUUGGAAGACCCUAUCCGGGCCCUCUAGACAAGGCACGAUCGAGCUACGUGGUCUCCGCCUCGCGCCCCGCAUGAUCGAGGCCAUCAAGAUCGACGAGGUCGGCAUCGACAUCUCCAUCGAGGAUCCCGAUACCCGAAGCCAGGAUGAAGAUGAUGAGGAGGAAAGUGAAAGCAAUGCCGCAGUUUACACGGACGAGUUCGCACAGAUAAGCGUCGUCGUAACGAACAGAACCGACGAGCCCAUCUUCCCCACCCUCAGACUCAUGCCAGUGCUAUGUCACCGCCCCCCGAACGUAGCCCUCGACUUCACGCGCAAGUUCGCCUGGAUCGGCACGCUACAGCAGAGCCUCCCCCGCAUCGAAGCUAAGAGCGAGGCAAAGGUCUUGCUUAGCGCAAUGGCCCUCUGCAGAGGCGAAUUCGAGAUCUCGGCCUCAGUCGAGGAGACCAAACUCUGGAAAGCGCCACCGCCGGAUAAAGACGGGGAUGCGGGGAAGAGUAAGGGCGGGAAGCAGGGCAGGGAGAGGAGCGAGACGGAGAUUAUGAUGGAUGCGGUGCUCGGGGCGAAGGAGAGACGGAUCUGGCAUUCUAGACGGCCGUGUAGGGUUUCUGUGCGGGAUAGAUAGGGGGACGAUGCGUGUAGAGUAAAGAGAUGGAUGGAGAGGUGAAAAGGGGAGAUGCAUGUGGGGGUGUGGGAUGUGUGAAGUGAGGCAUAGCGGGAUGGAUGUGUGGGUGGAGGGUGGAAGGUGGAGGGUGGAACACAAAUACAUCGAUGUACAAACGAUUUAGAAACAG